AUGGAUGAGGCUGCAAUGAAGCCAACAAUUGACAUUAUUGUGUGUUCUUCCAUGAACAAUCAUCAUGCUAGUGCUAAAAAAAGUGAUGAUUCAAUUUCCAACCCAAGAACCAAGGCAUCAUCAGAUUCAAAGUCAGCACCAUUCUUAACUAAGAUCCAUGCAGGCUACUUUUUCAUCUGUCUUUCCUUCGGUGCUCAAGCUUUGCUAUGGAAGAGUUUAAUACUCAUUGCAACUAUCUUAUCUUUUCUCUAUAUGCUCAAGUGCAUCUUGCACUUUAAUGCAGUGAAGGAUGAGUUUUCACAUCAUAUUGGAGUUAACUACAUGUAUACUCCUUGGAUUUCAUAUCUUCUCAUGCUUCAAUCGUCUCCACCUUCGAUUGUUCCGAGAACUUGUUACUACGAGUUUCUUUGUCUGUCCUUUUCUUUUGUUGUAUUUCUUCUUGAUGUAAAACUAUUCGGACAGUGGUUCACAACUGAAAAGAGGUUUCUGUCAGUGGUAGCAAACCCUGUUAACCUUGUUUCUGUUAUAGGCAACUUGGUGGCGGCUCAAGCUGCGACAGAAAUCGGUUGGAACGAGUGCGCGCUUUCAAUGUUUUCGCUAGGAAUGCAUGGCAAGUUUAGCUUGGAAAUCCAUCUCAGGUUCUUUUCUCAUCUCAUCAAAGAUGCUGUUCUUUCUCUCUUUGUUCCUUUUUCUUUCUCAGGCUUGCAGGCCAGGACUGUUCAAGAAAACUAUAAAAAGGUGAAAAAUAGCAUGGCAUCUGGUUUAAUGCUGCUGAUAUGUAUUGUGUCUGUUCUUGUUUUUGUUUUUCUGAUGCUAACUACUGUACUCAAAAUUGAGAAGCUGAUGCAUAAAAAAGCACCCACUAAAUGA
Vicia faba (fava bean) is the source of this 870-nucleotide messenger RNA. Lineage: Eukaryota; Viridiplantae; Streptophyta; Magnoliopsida; Fabales; Fabaceae. The record is from the annotation of a GenBank genome assembly.